Molecule: messenger RNA, 1089 nt
Organism: Juglans regia (Persian walnut)
Lineage: Eukaryota; Viridiplantae; Streptophyta; Magnoliopsida; Fagales; Juglandaceae
Product: protein FAR1-RELATED SEQUENCE 2-like
Exons: 5
Coding region: 1-1089 (362 amino acids)
Molecular function (GO): zinc ion binding
Source: RefSeq, a predicted model, not a curated record
AUGGCUGGUAUUCGAAUGAAUAAGAGUUUCGGAUCUCUCAUCGUUGGCGCUGGUGGAUUCGAGAACCUCCCAUUUUUAGAAAAGGAUUGUCGUAAUUAUAUCGACAAGGCAAGACAUCUAAGGCUUGGUAAAGGUGGUGCAGGAGCGCUUCAAGAGUAUUUUUGUAGGAUGCAGUACAAAAAUCCUGGUUUCUUUGCACUAAUGGAUUUGGAUGAUAAGGGGAGGGAAGUUCAGAUGCAACUUACCGACAUUAUUGAUUUGGAUCCAGAGUUACUUAAAAGGGAUGGUGCAGUAAAGACCUAUCUGGUAGAGGACGAAGUUCGUGUGGAAGAGUUCAGUAAGUUGGUUACGUUUUCUAUGGACUUCAAUGAUGAAGAUGCAGAUGUUAAGUGUUCAUGUGGUUUAUUUCAGAUGAGGGGUAUACUGUGUCGGCACAUUCUUGCUGUAUUUAAGUGUAACGGGAGAAAAUCCCUACCAGAGAAGUACAUUUUAGACAGAUGGAGGAAGGAUAUCAAAAGGAGAUACACGUUAAUCGAUAGCAGCUAUGAUGCAGGGGAUCAGCGGCCAGAUGCUUGCAGAUAUUCUAGUCUAUUAAAAGUCUGUUAUCAAAUGAUUACUUAUGCAGCGGGUUCAAAAAAACAUACUGAGGAUGCCACACAUAAGUUACAUGCAAUGAUUGAAUUAUAUAGUGAGAAUCAAGAACCUCCAUCAAUUACCCUCACUGGUUCUAAUGUUGGUUGUACUCAAAAUGACACAAUCACUUUGGGUAGUUCAAAACAAGUACUCAAUCCAUUAGUUGUCAGAGGGAAAGGCAGACCCCCAUCUCUUCGGAGAGCAUCCAGAAUGGAGAAAGAGAUGCGGAAACUUAAAGGAAAGACAAAGAAAGCACCAGUAAACCGGAAACGUAAACAGCUUGUUCAAAACAAAUCAGCUAUUGUCAUUGAUGGAACCCAAAUUGGACGAACAGUGCAAUUUGGGUUGGAUGGAUCACAACCUGAACAACUUGGAUUGGAUGAUUCACAAUUGGAAACAUUGGGGUUUAUUGGUAGAAACAUUGGUGAAGGAUUUUCAAGAGCUGAAACACUAUGA